Chrysoperla carnea is the source of this 1020-nucleotide messenger RNA. RefSeq names its product heparan sulfate glucosamine 3-O-sulfotransferase 6 (gene Hs3st-B). The transcript has a single exon. NCBI's taxonomy places the organism in Eukaryota, Metazoa, Arthropoda, Insecta, Neuroptera, Chrysopidae. Gene Ontology annotation, molecular function: [heparan sulfate]-glucosamine 3-sulfotransferase activity. The record is from RefSeq and is a predicted model, not a curated record. Bases 1 to 1020 code for a protein of 339 amino acids.
AUGACUGUUGAACAAACUUCAAUUCCAACUGCAUGGCGAAGACCGCUACUAGCUUUUCUAUUUCUUGGUCUACUCUCAUUAUACUUAUCGUAUACAUUUAAUUCAUGUUUAGUUUCGAGUUUAAUACGUCGUACAACACCAAUGAUACCUCAUCAAUCACCAUACAUUUCAAAAGGUGUUCGGGUAGUUCCACUAUUUACAAAUGUAUCUGAAACAAAAUACCGUUCAGUGCGACAACGUGGAGCUCGACGAUUACCUACAGCGUUAAUAAUAGGUAUCAAAAAGGCUGGAACACGAGCACUGUUGGAAUUUCUACGAAUUCAUCCAGAUAUACGAGCUGCUGGUUGUGAAGUACAUUUCUUUGAUCGUUAUUACGAUCAAGGUUUAGAAUGGUAUCGUAAAAAAAUGCCCCCGACUGUAUUGGGUCAAAUUACCAUGGAGAAAACACCAGCAUAUUGGGUUUCAAAAGAUGCACCCGCCCGAAUUGCAAAAAUGAAUCCAGGCACUAAAUUAUUAGUAGUUGUAAGAGAUCCAGUUACGAGAGCUUUAAGUGAUUACGCACAAGCGUCCAGUAAACGACCAGGAAUGCCAUCAUUUGAACAGCUAGCUUUUUUAAAUGGAACAAAUGGUGGGAUUGUCGACACCCGUUGGGGACCUGUUCGCUUAGGUGUAUAUGCACGAUAUUUGUUACGAUGGUUGAAAUAUUUUUCAUUAUCACAAAUGUUAUUUAUAAGUGGUGAACGUCUUGUGGUCGAUCCUGCCGCAGAAGUGGGACGUGUACAAGAUUUUCUUGGCCUGAAACGAUUAGUUACUGAAAAACAUUUUUACUUUAAUACAACGAAAGGUUUUCCAUGUUUAUUUAAAUCGGAAACGAAAUCUAGUCCACAUUGUUUGGGUAAAACAAAAGGGAGAAGUCAUCCACGUGUACCCGUCUCAGCUUUAAUUAGAUUAAGAGAAUUUUAUCGACCUUUUAAUCAACAUUUUUAUCAGCUUACUGGUAUCAAUUUCGGUUGGCCUUAA